CUUGCUUGAAUUAUUAUAAAAGGGGGACUUGUCUGACGAUGAGCAUCCUUUUUUUUCUUGUUACUUUUUAUCAAGUUUCUACAUUCUAUACAAACAUGACUGGUCGCGGUAAAGGUGGAAAAGGUCUCGGAAAGGGAGGUGCCAAGCGUCAUCGCAAGAUUCUUCGUGAUAACAUCCAAGGUAUUACCAAGCCUGCUAUUCGUCGUCUCGCUCGUCGUGGUGGUGUGAAGCGUAUCUCUGGUCUCAUCUACGAAGAAACCCGUGGUGUCCUCAAGGUCUUCUUGGAAAACGUUAUCCGUGAUGCCGUCACUUACACUGAACACGCCAAGAGAAAGACUGUUACUUCCCUCGAUGUCGUCUAUGCUUUGAAGCGACAGGGCCGCACCCUCUACGGUUUCGGCGGUUAAGCACCCUCCAUCAACAAACCUACUUGUUGCUAUUUACCAAUUUCCAUUGACUUCCCUCUUUUCUCAAGCUCCUUUUUUUCUAUUUCCUCUGAAAAAAACAGAUUACUGUCUCUUUUUUUUUAAUUUGGCGUGUCUAUUUCCCGUUCAUUAGCAUUCGUCUUUGUACAUAGCUUUAGCUUCUUUCUAUCGCUUGAAUAUCGAUUUUUUAAAUACAAUCUCUUUCAACACAAAAAAAAGCAAACUUGACACGUUUUUUAUUUACAUGAAAAUGUGAGGAAAAAAAAGAUGGGGAAAUUCUGAGCGUGAUAUGACGGAACGGCG
Molecule: messenger RNA, 728 nt
Organism: Radiomyces spectabilis
Lineage: Eukaryota; Fungi; Mucoromycota; Mucoromycetes; Mucorales; Radiomycetaceae
Product: histone-fold-containing protein
Exons: 1
Coding region: 39-407 (122 amino acids)
Biological process (GO): nucleosome assembly
Cellular component (GO): nucleosome
Molecular function (GO): DNA binding; structural constituent of chromatin; protein heterodimerization activity
Source: RefSeq, a predicted model, not a curated record